CCGCGCCCGCCGCCGGGCUGCCCGUGCGCUGCCUGCGCCGAGCGCCGGCCCGGAGUGCUCCGUGUCCCGGUGCCCCGUGCGAGGCCCCGUGCGAGGCCCCCCGGCUGGGCGCUAUGGCUGCCGCCAACGGCUACGGGUCCGGGCGCGACGGCGCGCAGGAAAAGUUGCAUCCAAGAAACCUUAUCCCAGAACUUUGCAGACUGUUUUAUGAUUUAGGCUUAACAGGAACUGGUGGAGGAAUCAGCUUGAAACAUGGGAAUGAAAUCUACAUUGCUCCUUCAGGAGUCCAGAAGGAAAGAAUACAGCCAGAAGAUAUGUUUGUUUGUGACAUGAAUGAGCAGGACAUCAGUAGUCCCCCACCACACAAGAAACUAAAGAAAAGCCAGUGCACACCUUUUAUGAAUGCCUACACUAUGAGAGGAGCAGGCGCAGUGAUCCAUACUCACUCCAAGGCUGCUGUUAUGGCUACCCUUCUUUACCGAGGGAGUGAGUUCAUUAUUACCCAUCAGGAGAUGAUAAAAGGAAUACAGAAGUGUACUUCAGGAGGCUAUUACCGAUAUGAUGAUACACUAGUGGUUCCCAUUAUUGAGAAUACACCAGAAGAGAAGGAUCUCAAAGAAAGAAUGGCAAAAGCAAUGGAAAAAUACCCAGAUUCUUGCGCUGUAUUGGUCAGACGUCAUGGAGUUUAUGUAUGGGGAGAAACAUGGGAAAAAGCCAAAACAAUGUGUGAGUGUUACGAUUACCUAUUUGACAUCGCAGUGCAAAUGAAACAGCAUGGACUAGAUCCUUCAAAACAUCCAGCAGAAGAAAAUGGGAUCUUGUAAAUGACAAUAUUCAGCUAUCUUCUUACGUGGGAGUUCCAGAUUCCACGCCUCACCCUGUUGAAACCAGAAGGGGGUGCUGUUAUACUCAGUUGAUUGACAGAUGUUAGCAGUCAGUUUCGACUAUCAAACACAUCAAAGAAGAAAAGCAGAGUUAAAACAGAGAUCCUGGACAAUUACUGCUAUUCAUGAGUGCUAUCAAAAGCUACAGUAGAAGGAAUGAAAAUUCAGAUGCAAAAAAAGAGUGAAAAAAGCUACAGAGAACUAAUGUGACAUUUUGUUUGUAUGCUUUUUGUAUUCCAACAAAUACGCGUUUGCUGAUCCUGCUCUACUGCUACGUCAUUUAACUUUUUCUAGAUCUUCAUUUCUGAAAGAUAAAGUAGUCCUUAUUCUUGGGAAAAAUGUGGGGACCCCCCUUAAUUUAAAACGUUAGGUAUGAAUUUUAAAGGAUUGUUUGAACUGUUGUUUCAUUUAUGCUAUGUUAAUAGGAUUUCUGUGAAAUUAAGCCUGUAGCAUAUGUAUUUUCAAAUCAUAUUUUGUCAUUAUAAUGAGUAGGAAACUCUUAAUUUUAUAGCAUGCAUUGUGAAUUUGAGAUUGCUCUGGGUCUUGUCUGUUUUUUUUUUUUUUACCUCUUACAAUUCUUUCACUUUCAACGUGAUUUUGUUUAAAACUAUUACAACUGUAAAAUAUUUUUGUUCUGAACAAUGAUUAUCCAGCCUAAGGUAGGCUUAAUCAAACAGCUCAUUAAUAGUCUCACAUAUUUAUGUAUCUUAGUGUCUCAUUUCAAAAUCUCCUGGAAUAGCCCCCAGUGUCAUCAAUCUAAGCCAUGAUUGACCAACUUUCUGACUGAGCAUUGAGACUCUUCUCCCAGGGAAGAACACCGAUCGACCAGCUUACACUGCCAGAAGGGAGAGGUCUUGUUUUCCCUCUUGUUUUCUGCUAGGGGCCAUGCAUUCCCACCACUUCCCUUGCAUCAUCUCUGGCACUUGUUUGAGCUUCUGUGAGGCGAAUUAACUCAUUAACCUAAGAGAAAACUACUGCAGGGGGUAAAAAGAAAAUAAUUAUAUUUUUCCUAAUCAGCCACUUAGAAUGUUAGAUCAACUUAGAGGUGGGUCCAGAGUACCAGAGCUGUGGCAAAAGAGAUAGCUAACAUCAGAGAUGGAGAAGACAUUCCCAUAUUUGAUGGGGAUGACUGUUCAAACUUAAUCAGCUACUUCUGGAAAGGUGUUUUACUAAACGAAGAAGUCAGGAAGAACUUUUUUUUCCCACCUAUUAAAAAGCAUUGACUUUUUGUAGUUAUGUACAUCAGACUACCGAUCACAUCACAACAUAAGCUGUUGGUCUCUCAUGUUACUGGUGAUUGUUUUAUGCUGACCUUGCACCAAAAAAAAUAAGCCAUCCUGUUUUGGCUUGGUGGAUAUUUGUGUGCCCACUUAAGUCUUUCACUGGGCUCCAACAAAACUCUUUUUCAGUAAGGCAUCUUGCUAUAAGUGAAGUACCUACUGACCAGAGCCAACCCAGGUUGGGCAACAGCUGUUUUUCUAAAGCAAUAAAAUGUGGUUACCUGUGCCAUGACAGCCUGGUGCAGCCAACAGAGUUGUUGCUGCUAUGUCAGCAACCAAAUGCGUUGUAUCUCCACAUCCUCGUGGCAACUAUAGCCUGUCUUUCUGUGCCAGGCACAAGACAGCAUGUUCAACAUCUGCUGCUACCAGACAAGACCAGCUAUCAAAGAAGGAAUCAAGACAUCAAGUGAUGAAGAUUUACCAUUUGACAGGACCGAGGCGUGUAGGGAACGAUGUACCACAGGAAGCUUGCCAGCAACUUAUCUACCAGUAUAACGUACCCUCACCUUGCUGGGAGGCUUCAGGUUUUCUCAGCAGAAAAUCCCUAAGCUUUGCUCUCAAAUUUUCCUGACCCUGUCAGUCACUUAAGAACUGAAGAAUUGUUAAUGAGAAUUGCCACACAGUUUGGAUAGCCUCCCCCUGCCUGGUGAUUGGGCUGUGAGGCUCAUCAGCAUCCGUUAGAGCAAAUUUAAGUGAACAAAGUCCUUGCCACUACAUUCUUACAUUAAAGGAUUAACCAGA
This is a messenger RNA of Cygnus olor (mute swan), 2905 nucleotides long. RefSeq names its product APAF1 interacting protein (gene APIP). Lineage: Eukaryota; Metazoa; Chordata; Aves; Anseriformes; Anatidae. The record is from RefSeq and is a predicted model, not a curated record. Gene Ontology annotation, cellular component: cytoplasm. Gene Ontology annotation, molecular function: methylthioribulose 1-phosphate dehydratase activity; metal ion binding.